Peromyscus eremicus (cactus mouse) is the source of this 2233-nucleotide messenger RNA. It is a transcript of the gene Tfcp2, whose product is annotated as transcription factor CP2. Lineage: Eukaryota; Metazoa; Chordata; Mammalia; Rodentia; Cricetidae. Gene Ontology annotation, molecular function: DNA-binding transcription activator activity, RNA polymerase II-specific; RNA polymerase II cis-regulatory region sequence-specific DNA binding. The coding region runs from base 154 to 1665 and encodes 503 amino acids. The transcript has 15 exons. The record is from RefSeq and is a predicted model, not a curated record. Gene Ontology annotation, biological process: positive regulation of transcription by RNA polymerase II. Gene Ontology annotation, cellular component: nucleus.
UUUGCCGCCGGGGCACCCGAGGAGCAGGCGGGGUGCAGCCUGCAGCUCAGGCUUGGGGUUGUGGUGCGCCGCGCGAGGGACACGGCUCCGGAGGCGCCCCUGCCGGGUAGAGUUCCGCUCCGUGCCUUUGUCCAGGGCGAGGAAGGAGCCGGGAUGGCCUGGGCUCUGAAGCUGCCGCUGGCGGAUGAAGUGAUUGAGUCGGGGCUGGUGCAGGACUUUGAUGCUAGCCUGUCCGGCAUCGGCCAGGAACUGGGAGCUGGUGCUUAUAGCAUGAGUGAUGUCCUUGCGUUGCCCAUUUUUAAGCAAGAAGAGUCAAGUUUGCCUCUCGACAACGAGAAUGAAAUCCUGCCUUUUCAGUACGUGCUUUGUGCGGCCACCUCCCCAGCGGUGAAGCUCCACGAUGAAACCCUGACCUAUCUCAACCAAGGACAGUCUUAUGAAAUCCGAAUGUUAGACAAUAGGAAACUUGGAGAACUUCCAGAAAUCAAUGGCAAGUUGGUGAAGAGCAUAUUCCGGGUGGUGUUCCAUGACAGACGGUUGCAGUACACCGAGCACCAGCAACUGGAAGGCUGGAGGUGGAACCGGCCCGGAGACAGGAUUCUUGACAUAGAUAUCCCAAUGUCUGUGGGUAUAAUUGAUCCCAGGGCCAAUCCUACCCAGCUAAAUACAGUGGAGUUCCUGUGGGACCCAGCAAAGAGGACAUCUGUGUUUAUUCAGGUGCACUGCAUCAGCACGGAGUUCACAAUGAGGAAGCAUGGUGGAGAGAAGGGGGUGCCUUUCCGAGUACAAAUUGAUACCUUCAAGGAGAAUGAGAACGGGGAGUACACUGAGCACUUGCACUCCGCAAGCUGCCAGAUCAAAGUCUUCAAGCCUAAAGGUGCCGACAGAAAACAAAAAACAGACAGAGAGAAAAUGGAGAAACGAACACCUCAUGAAAAAGAGAAAUACCAACCUUCCUAUGAGACAACCAUACUUACAGAGUGUUCCCCAUGGCCUGAGAUCACCUAUGUCAACAAUUCCCCAUCACCUGGCUUCAACAGUUCCCAUAGCAGUUUCUUUCUUGGGGAAGGAAAUGGCUCACCAAACCAUCAGCCAGAGCCACCCCCUCCAGUCACUGACAACCUCUUGCCAACAACCACGCCUCAGGAAGCCCAGCAGUGGUUGCAUCGAAACCGGUUUUCCACGUUCACAAGGCUCUUCACCAACUUCUCAGGGGCAGAUUUGCUAAAACUAACUAGAGACGAUGUGAUCCAAAUCUGUGGCCCCGCAGAUGGGAUCAGACUUUUCAAUGCAUUAAAAGGCCGGAUGGUGCGUCCAAGGCUAACCAUUUAUGUCUGUCAGGGAUCGUUGCAGUUGAGGGAGCAGCAGCCGCCGCCGCCGCCGCCGCCACAGCAGAAGCAGGAAGACGGAGAUUCAGAUGGUACUUUCUUCGUAUACCAUGCUAUCUAUCUAGAAGAACUGACAGCUGCUGAAUUAACAGAAAAAAUUGCUCAGCUUUUCAGUAUUUCUCCUCACCAGAUCAGCCAGAUUUACAAGCAAGGGCCAACAGGAAUCCAUGUGCUCAUCAGUGAUGAGAUGAUACAGAACUUUCAGGAAGAAGCCUGUUUUAUUCUGGACACAAUGAAAGCAGAAACCAGUGACAGCUAUCACGUCAUUCUGAAGUAGGAGGAGCGUUCCACACUUGCUGGCUGCGGCUUCCUUCCUCUUGAUGGCUGCCCUUUGAAGGGGUCAUGACUGGAGACUGAAGGUCUUCUGGAACCCAGCUAUGUGAAUGUUGGAGGGGGCAUGCUGGGCGACCAGGCCCUGAAGUGGAAUCCCAGCCCCCUGUAUUGGCCCAAGCUGUGUGCCACCCUCAGAUCCUGCCAGACAUGGAGUUCAGCAACAGUCUGCUUAGUGCUGGCCCCUGUUGGAGACCAGUGUGGACUCCCAUCAUUAGGGAGUACAGAGGGCAGAGUGACAGUGGAGUGGUGGGCCGUUAAUCCUGUGAUAGAGAGCUCUUGCCGUUGUCCUUUCUUUUGGUUUGUUUGGUUUUUGUUUUUUUCCAUUUUGUUUUGUUUUCUGAGACAGUUUCUCUGUGUAGCCCUGGCUGUCCUGGAACUCACUCUGUAGACCAGGCUGGCCUCGAACUCACAGAGAUCUGCCUGCCUCUGCCAUGGAGUGCUUGUGUGCAUCACCACCCCCUGCCAUUUUUCUAAUGUGAAAGUGAGCGUCUGUAUCCAUAAGACAACGUCAU